ACCCCAACCCCCUUCUGCUCUGAGCAGCAUUCAACAAAGAUGUUCCUCAGAGUCCUCAACUUCUAUCAGGAGCUUUGAACCAACCCCAAGAUUACUUUUUCAGACGAAAUAAACCCACCAAACCCUGACUGCUGGAUCAAGGAUCCAGGCAUAGAAUGAUGCAGUUGGAAGCUCUCCGGACUGUGCUGGGAUUCUGUCUUCUCUCAGCCUGUGUCCGGGGGCAAGACUUGGAAGAAGAAAAGAAGAAUUACAAAUUCGAAGUCUACAUCUCAGGAACUGAAGUGACACUGACCUGCCCCGAGGUAGAGAGCGAGCUCAUAGCAUGGAAGAAAAAUGAUGUAGAAAUAAAAGGCGUGGACACCAAUACCCUCACCCUGAAAGACUCAGAGACUGAAUAUAGCGGCCACUUCCACUGUAAAAAGAAAUCGUCAGACGAUCAUGAAGGCUAUUAUCUCUACCUGAAAGCAAGAGUCUGUCAUGGUUGCAUGGAGAUGGAGGUGCUGACCGUGGCUGGGAUUGUCAUUGCGGACAUCUUCAUCACUCUGGGAGUACUGCUCCUGGUGUAUUACUGGAGCAAGGGGCGAAAGGCCAAGGCCAAUCCUGUUGGUCGAGGGGGAGGUGCUGGUGGCAGGACCAGAGGAGCAAACAAGGAGAGGCCUCCACCUGUUCCCAACCCUGACUAUGAGCCCAUCCGCAAAGGUCAACGGGACCUGUAUGCAGGCCUGAACCAGAGAGCCCUCUGAGAAUUCCUGAAGACCCUUUCCUUUCACUGCAGCCCCCAUUCUGGGAUUUCUACUGUGUACCUAUGCUCACUCCAAUCUGGGGCAUCCCAGAACUAAGGAUUCAAAAAGAAAAAUGGUUUUUUCUUCUAAAUGUUGAUUCCACUUUUAGAAAAACUGACUUCUCUACCCCCACAGUCUUAUCCUCAGCAAUCUUCUUGCUCUCCACUCUAAUUCCCUGACCAUAGGGCAUAACUAUUCCCCUAGUGUUGAAAUUAUAUUUGCAAGGUACAAAAGAUACUAUCAUGAACACCAACCUUGAAGGAUCAACUAAAAACUCUGGAACAUUAGAAUCCUUGCUUGUUCCUUUUGUGGUCCAAUUCAUGGUCUACUCCACCAUGUUUCAUUUUCCUUGCCUUCCUUUUUCUAUUGUCAGAUUGUCCCAGUACCCCUAGUUCCACCCGUUUCUCCAUACCUAGCUUGUCACUCUCCCGGUAUUCUCUGGAGCUUGGCAUGUGUAAUGUUCUCAAACGUUCUGUUCCCUACAUGGAGUCUGGUGCCAGAGUCUUUUCCUCUAGCUUAAUCUUGCCUGAAUGCUCUGCAAAAUGUCUAGUCUUCAUGUAGAUUAUGAUAACCUAAUAAAGUACAUUUGAGUUGAAA
Messenger RNA from Trichosurus vulpecula (common brushtail), 1379 nucleotides. RefSeq names its product CD3e molecule (gene CD3E). Lineage: Eukaryota; Metazoa; Chordata; Mammalia; Diprotodontia; Phalangeridae. Gene Ontology annotation, biological process: positive thymic T cell selection; cell surface receptor signaling pathway. Gene Ontology annotation, cellular component: membrane; external side of plasma membrane; alpha-beta T cell receptor complex. The coding region runs from base 156 to 743 and encodes 195 amino acids. Gene Ontology annotation, molecular function: transmembrane signaling receptor activity. The record is from RefSeq and is a predicted model, not a curated record. The transcript is spliced from 7 exons.